Molecule: messenger RNA, 2850 nt
Organism: Petromyzon marinus (sea lamprey)
Lineage: Eukaryota; Metazoa; Chordata; Hyperoartia; Petromyzontiformes; Petromyzontidae
Source: RefSeq, a predicted model, not a curated record
CGGCGCUUCGCAUGCGGAUCCUGCAGCAAAAGCAGCAGAGAGAGAGAUGGGAGGGGCGGGGCGGGGGGGCGAAGAUCCCCCAACCUCACCCCUCGCUCCUUUAUCCUGCACACUCACAUAUUCAUCUCACACACUCCUACCCCGCUCACAAUCCACACGUACAGCACACCCCCAUACUCCACACAACCCACACAAAUACCACACACCACCACUCUCCCACACAACUCCCCCCCCCUCCUACACACACACCACUACCCUACACAACCCACACACCUCUACGCUGCACCACAUGCCCCGACCGUGGGAACCCUAACCUUCGCUCGUGCUGCACGUGUGCUGCUGCUGAUGCUGCUGCUUCAGUUCUCGGGGUCCGCCCCUCAGCGUCUGAUUGUGUUUCGCUCGCACAACGAAGCGGUGGACGGCGGCGCGGUCCCUGUCGGGGACACUCCAGACGGGAGACACGAGGCGGAGACACCAGACGGGACACAAGACGGGACACAGGGAGGUCGAGACAGCGAGCGAGAGCCACUGAGGUGAAGACCGACAUCUACGUCACAAGCUUUGGGCCCGUGUCGGAUACUGACAUGGAGUACACGGUGGAUGUGUUUUUCCGUCAAAGCUGGAGGGACUUACGACUCAAAUUCAACGGGUCCAUGAGGAUUCUGCCUGUGAACAAUAUGAUGGUGUCUCACCUAUGGACGCCAGACACAUUCUUCUACAACAGCAAGAAGUCCGUGGCACACAACAUCACCACUCCCAACAAACUCCUGAGGAUCUGCGAUGACGGAUCUCUGCUGUACACCAUGCGGCUGACUAUUAAUGCAGAGUGCCCGAUGAUAUUGGAGGAUUUCCCGAUGGACACGCACGCCUGCCCACUCAAGUUUGGGAGCUAUGCAUACACUAGCUCCGAAGUAUUCUACACGUGGACGCACGGCCCCGCCAACUCUGUAAUCGUGGCAGAGGAUGGAUCUCGACUCAACCAGUACAACCUGAUCAACCACACGGUGGGCAGCGAGCUCAGCCGCUCCAGCACCGGAGUGUACACAGUGAUGACCACCCGCUUCCACCUGCGCAGAAAUAUCGGCUACUUCGUGAUCCAGACGUACCUGCCGUGCAUCAUGACCGUGCUCCUUUCCCAGGUCUCCUUCUGGCUCAACCGCGAGGCGGUGCCAGCACGCACUGUGUUCGGUGUCACCACAGUGCUCACCAUGACGACGCUCAGCAUCAGCGCACGCAACUCCUUGCCCAAGGUGGCGUAUGCGACGGCAAUGGACUGGUUCAUCGCCGUAUGCUAUGCCUUCGUCUUCUCAGCGCUCAUCGAGUUCGCCACCGUCAACUACUUCACCAAGAGAGCCUGGGCCUGGAAUGGGAAAUUUCCUGCGCCAUCGAAGAAAAAGGACGCGGUGACUUUGAUCAAAAAGCGCAAAAACGCCUAUACCACAGGCCUGUGUCCCGCGGGCCACCGCACGCUGCUGGCCAGGGAGGCAGCUCUGCUCAGCGUCUCUCAGAAGGUCGUGCUGCACCACGGACAACAUGACAGCAGACCCCUCGACUACAAGAAAACCUACAACAGCGUGAGCAAGAUUGACAAGCUCUCCCGCAUCGUGUUUCCCAUCCUUUUUGGAAUCUUCAACCUGGUGUACUGGGCCACGUACCUGAACCGUGAGACUCAUGCAAGUGGUGCGUUGCCUUAGGGUGCAUGAAGCAGCCAGGGACUGCGAAGAGUGGUAACAGGUCACACGCGCUUGAGAGAGAUGACAAAACCACUGUAUCCAAUACACCUAAAUAGUAAAUUUGUGAUUGAUGUGUAGAAAUUCAGAAAACAUGAGGUUUUUUAAUUUUAAUAUUGGAAAAAUGCUCAUGCAAACAUGUUUUAUAUUUUUUGUUAUCAUGUAAAAUGUUAUACUUUUUUUUAGUGGGAAGGGCCCAAUGAGCUGUUAGGCUCUAUUUCAUGGGCAUUCUGAGAUGGUACAGAUGUUGUACAGUACAGAUCUUAGUUACAAUCAUGGCUACAAAGGUCGUGUUACAAACAGCAAGUAUCGGUACAUGCAUGUUUCAGAAAUAGGGAACUGGUAUAAAACGUUAAAAAACAUAAAAAAGUAUGAUUACAGCAUUUUAUGAACAGAAAUAAUCGGAAAACAAUGUAAUUUAGCAAAGCGGACAUCGAAGUGUCUUUUACGCGAUUGUACUGUAAGGUAUUCAUAUGACUGUGGCUGUGUCUUUAGCUCCGUCUUGUAGAAAUGUUCGUCAGUGAUUAUCUGCAAGCUGGCGGCUAGCACAGGCCUUUCCUCUGUUGCAAGAAAUUAGCAGUGUCUUUACGAUAAGUAUAAUACUUUCCACAUAUUGCUGUUGCGCUUAUCAAAAGAAAACGUCUUGUUUUACAAAGCUGUCAACAUGCAAACGUAGUGUCCCAGCUUUAUGUGCACUAAAGCAUUUGAAACAAGUUCACCCUCACCAUCUUUAAUGUUCUGCUUCGACUCGCCCCCAAAUGUUCUUUCCCCUAUAAUCUCACUCUCCUUUCCUUCGUGUGCUCUGCUCCAGUAAGAUAGACCUCUACUCUAUAGACAGUUGCUUCUUUGGUGUUACUUGCAUAGUCUGGAACUCACCUCCUUGGCUGUCCAUUCUAUUCUAGUUCAAGAUAAUCUGUCUCUUCUCUGUGCCCAUGUGUAUCCUUGCACUCCUUGCCCUGUACCCUCGUUGCUCCACUCCCUCUUAAAAAUAAACAGGGAUAUAUGCAUGGUCCUUCCAAUUGCACAGCAUCUUAUGCCAGUCCCAUUUAUAUGCUACAGAAAUACUAGGGUUGCCGUGAUACGUAAUAUAUGUUGUACAAUAAAAGAGCCAUUAAAAUCA